UUUUUACUGUAAAAAUACUAUCCCCUAAUUUAAAACGAAUAAAACGUAGUAAGUUUAGUAGAAUCUAGUAUUUAGUAACACAUAUGAAAGCAUAAAUGACUUUUUAACUUUUUCAAACUCCAAAAAAUAGCAAAAAAAUGGAUGUAUGGACAAGAGUUACUGAUAAAAAAGAGUUAAAUAAAACACCAACAAAACUUAUUACUCAAACAAUUAACUUAAAUGGAGUUGAAGAUACGCAAGCAGUAGAAAUUGUGGGCCAAGAUGUGAUUGUAAAUUGUACGCGAGGUGUUCAUAAUCAUGGGAGUUCGAAAGUUAAGUUGAAGAGUAUUGUCGAUUAUAAUUGGGAGUCUAGAUUGUAUAUGGGACAAUUGGUUUCUGUACAUAUGAGUGGCAAAUAUAUUGCAUAUGGAAUUAAAGUACAGAAAGCUGCACAAAAUAUUGGAAUCGUUCGUGUGGCUAGUCGAGAUAGUGAACAACGUGCUCUGUUACGUGGUAUGAAAGGACAGAUACAAGAUAUUGCUUUCGCAUACAUUCCAACUCAAUACAUCCUUGGAUGUGUGGAUGAAGAAGGCUCAUUAUUCGUUCACAAUGUGGAUCACGAUGAAGAUAAAAAUAUUAUAUGUACGCUACUAUUGCAUAUUGUCCAUACACCGGAUCCAACUAUGAAUCCAAUGUAUCAUCGAAUACUAUGGUGUCCGUAUUUACCAGACGAGGAACCAAAUUGUGAACCCGAUGAAGAUACAGCUAAAUUAUUGGUUUUAACGCAAGGAAGCAAAGCUGAAAUGUGGAAUGUGGCUCAAGUGAAUAAGUAUAAAGGUGCCGGUCCACAUCAACCUAAUGAUAUUGAAGAAGGUUUUCUGGAAAUCAAUGCACAUAAAUUACCAAUAAUUGAUGCAGCAUUUUCACCAGAUGGAACGGCUCUAGCAACGGCUAGUUUAGAUGGAGAUGUGAAAUUUUUCCAAGUUUAUAUGCAUAACGAAUCAAAACCACGCUGUCUUCAUCAAUGGCAACCGCAUGAUGGCAAAGCAUUGUCUUGUUUAUUUUUCUUAGAUGAUCAAUUAACAUUUAUACCAGAUGUGCAAUUUUGGAAAUUCGCAAUAACUGGAUGUGAUAAUAAUUCCGAAUUAAAAGUAUGGUCAUGUGAAUCCUGGACAUGUUUACAAACCAUACAUUUUAAAUUGGAUCCAACAAUCUUAACACCAUCCACGGCUCCCACAACAACACCACCCAUACCGUCAACAACUAAUUCGUCAUCUUCAUCAAUUUGCCUUAAAGCUGGUCUAGAUAAUUCAGCUGGUUAUUUAAUAUUAUCAGACAUACAAAAUCGUAUAUUAUAUGUGUGUCAAAUACAUAAAGAUUUAAAUGAACCAUCGGCAAAGUUGGAAAUGCUUUCGCAAUUUUUUUUACAAGCUCCAAUUUUGAGUUUUGGUAUUAUUGAUGCAGGUGUACGAAAAUUAAAAUGUUCAUCGAGUACUGAAGAUUUAUAUCAAGAUGGCAUAGAAAUCGAAGAUGGUAACAUAGUUGCAGUAAGUGUACGUAUGUAUAUCGUACAGCCAAAAAGUUUACAAGAAUGUCGUAUUGUUUAUCAACCUCAAUUAGCUACGAAUAAUUCAGCAAUCUCAACAAUUACAGAGAGCAUUGUUUUUUUACCUGAUAAACCAACCAGCAAUUCAAAAGCGGACGAAGAUGAUGAUGCAAUUGUUGAAUCGGUUCAACAAAGCUCUACCGUUGUCAACAAUAUAAUGGAUGCAGAAAUCACAUCGAAUCAUUUAAUGCUCGAGGUUAUGAAUCCAACGACACCGCUAAAUUUAAUGACCCCAGAUUCGUUUAAUUCACCAAUACGACAUAAUUCUGAUGAAUUAACUAAUGUACAAGUUCCAACAUCUCAACCACAAUCAACAGCAUCGUCAGCGAGUUCAUCAACUUCCUCGAUAGAUCCGGCUACAACGGCGGUGGUAUCCACAGUUGAUAAGACUGAUCCUAUUACUAAGGUGCCAGAUCUUGAUGAUUCUGGAGGUGUGGACGAAGAAUCAAUUGUUUUUCAACGUAUGCCAAAAGAAUCUUCAACUACAACAUUCGCUAGUGGAGGCUCGAGUCCUAGCCGGGAAGUACAAGAAAUAUUUUCGUUGAAUUCAGCGACAAAUUAUCAUAAUGAAUUUUAUGAUGAAAGUGAUGUGAAAAUUGAGGAUGUGGAAACUAUUAAGACUGAAAAUUUAACAAAUGAUUCUCAUGAUCAAGAUAACAAUAUCUCAGCAAUUGAAGAAGGUGAUGAAUGGCCAAAAAUGGCCAUCAUGAAAGUCGAUGAAGUAAUUAAAAGUGAAGAGAAUCGUAUGCCAAAUCAUCAUAUACAUCAUUUCCAUCAUCACGCACCACCUCCCCAGCCUCCGCCACAAGCUUCAUCAGCACCACCUAGUGCAUCAUCUUCAUCCAAUAAUAAUGAUUUAAUCGAUUCAACUUCUUCCACAAAUAACAAUAAUUUAACCGAUAAAACGUUACGAUUAAAAAUGUGCACACUAGAAGAACAAAUAAAACAACAGAAUGUACUGUUAUUAGAAUUAACACGGCAAAUUAGUGAAGUGAAUAAAUUAGAUAAACAUCAUUCAACAAAUAAUAGUGCACAAACACAAACAGCGAUUAAUCAGCUGAAAACACAGUUAACGCAACAGAUUGAACAAAGCUUUCAACGGCAUACACAUGAACAAAAUCUUAUGUUGGAACAGUGGAUGGUGUCUAGAUCGAAAAAAGAACGAGAGUAUCAAGAAUCGUUAAUGUCAAUUGUGUCACAAGUUAUUGGCAACAAUAUUAUUGAUAAAUUAGAUACAAUAAUCACAAAUGAAAUAAAAAAACAUAUAAUCCCAGAAAUAAUUGGGUCACUGGAACCAUUAAAACGACAACUACAUAUGGAAAUGACACAAAAAUUAACUACCACCGAUCAUUUACUAAAGGAAAACAUAACAAAAUUAGUACAUAGUAAAAGUGUUAUGGAUGUACUCGGACAAUCUGUAACACAAUCGUUACGUCCAUAUAUUGAAAAUUGUUAUAAGGAUACAAUCGGUAACACGAUUUUACCUGGUUGGGAACGUACAUGCCAACAAAUGUUUCAACAAAUACAUGAUACAUUUACUUGCGGUACGAAAGAGUAUACAGUUUGUCUAGAAACACAUUUAGAAAAACAACGAAAAGUUCAACAACAAUAUGAGAAAAGUGGACGAGAUCAUAUGGUACAGCAAUUACAAACAAUUACAGUGGAGGCAAUUAGAACGAAUUGUGAACAUAUAUCGAGUACGUUAUCGUUGGAAAUACAACAGCAGAUACAAAAAACAUUUAUUGGUUUUCAAGAAAAUUUAAAAUUAGCAAUUCGACAAGAAGUUAAAGAUCAAAUUGAUAAAGGUUUUCGUAAUCAUGCUGCUGUACUAGAAGAUAGUGUUAUUAAUGCUGUUAAAUCACGUGCUGUCACACCUUCGCCACAUAUAAUUGAUUCACAGGUUCAACAAGCACAAAUUCAACAAUUAAUAUCACAAGGUAAAUAUAAUGCAGCAUUUCAGCAAGCAUUAUCAGCUUCGGAUCUAUCGUUAGUGGUAUACACUUGUGAAAAAGUGAAUCCACAAUUAAUAUUUAAUCAAACGCCAUGUUUAUUACAACAAAACGUUUUAUUAUCAUUAAUUCAACAAUUAUCCGCUGAUAUGACUAAUCAUACGGAAAUUAAAUAUAAAUACUUAGAAGAAGCAGUAAUGAAUUUACAAACAACAAAUCCAAUGACACGAGAACAUAUGCCAAUUGUUCUAAAAGAAUUACAAAGACAAUUAACGACAUUUAUAAAUUGUAAUCCAAAUAAUAAAAUUACACGGCAAAUGAAAAUGCUUUUAAUGGCGACACAUUCUUUAAUACAGUAAUUAAAUUAAAAGAAUAAAUAACUUAAUUACUUCCAAAAGAUUUUUUAAACAAAAUAUACGAUUUAUUAAUGAGAAUGGUGACUGGUGUUGUCAAUCGAUCGAAUCCAAAUAGGAUCCAAAUGACGACAUAUAAAUCAAAAUGCGAAAUGAUUAUUUUUUAAGCAAAUCAGAUUUUAUUUCAAAAAAAGAACGUCGCGCGAUGUGGUUUAUUACAAAGUUUACUUUAAAAAAAAUGAAAAAAAGCAAUAAAAAAUAUGUAUUGUUUUAAAGCAUGUGUAACAGAAUUAUGAGGCUUUUUUGUACAAAAAAAAAAAAAAAAAAAAAAUAUUAUUUGACGUUAUACAAGAGACGAGAAGAGUAUUAUCAUGGUUUUAAAAUAUGUA
Messenger RNA from Chrysoperla carnea, 4276 nucleotides. RefSeq names its product enhancer of mRNA-decapping protein 4 (gene Ge-1). The coding region runs from base 138 to 3893 and encodes 1251 amino acids. The transcript has 12 exons. Gene Ontology annotation, molecular function: protein binding. Gene Ontology annotation, biological process: deadenylation-independent decapping of nuclear-transcribed mRNA. The record is from RefSeq and is a predicted model, not a curated record. Gene Ontology annotation, cellular component: P-body. NCBI's taxonomy places the organism in Eukaryota, Metazoa, Arthropoda, Insecta, Neuroptera, Chrysopidae.